AUGGCAACUGAUAAUGCGGAAAUUCAAAGCGUUAAUUGCUUUCACGUAGCACAGGUGGAUGAUUAUGGUGCAAGUUUGUUCCCUGACCUUCGUGGUUUAAACGUGAGACUUCGAUUGUCUCUCCUGAUAAAAUCAUCAUCAAAAAAAUUCGAACGGAAGUCUUCCACUCAGUGUAUGAAACCUUGUCAAAAUAAACCCCUCCAAUAUAAAUUUGAUAAAAGAUACCAGGAUGCCCAUUUAAAGGCGUUAGCUAAAAUGAAAUCCACAGUGGAUACAACUGCACCAAGAACAUUUCAGAUAAUAAAUUUAAAUUCUAAAAAAGACAGAAUUGAAAAAGAAAAUUUGAAAAGAAUAACAGAAGAGAAUAAUCGUCUUUUGAAAAGGAUGCAUGAAAUUCAGAAACAUAGUAUCAUAGGCAAUGAAAAUGAUCAGUAUUUAGAAAAAAGCUUAAAUGAAGAACAAAGACUAAAAGAAAUCAAACGAGUAACUCAAGAAAAUAAAGAAAUUAUUAAAAGGUUGAAGAAUCCAAAAAGUUCAUAUAAUAGAGCAAAUUGGGAAAAUGAUUGGAUGAAUACACUUACAUAUAUGACUAAUAUAUCAAAAUUUACUUUGUAUCAUCAAAAAUCAGUUUCAAAAAAGAAGAAUCAACUAACUGAAGAUGAAAAAUGGCGGGAGAAAAAAUAA
Molecule: messenger RNA, 684 nt
Organism: Schistosoma rodhaini
Lineage: Eukaryota; Metazoa; Platyhelminthes; Trematoda; Strigeidida; Schistosomatidae
Source: the annotation of a GenBank genome assembly